UUAUUACAUUUUAAGUUCAACAAAAGGCGUUUAUGUUGCGUUAUUACGGCUAUUGAAUUGACUUGGUCAUGUUUUAAUUUGAAAGUCCUACUCUUGGCGGUGUUUGCCGUUAUCUUUGACGACUUGAAGCCUUGUGACGUCUUUUUUUUUUUUUUCAAGUUAACGACAACUUUCCAGUUGAAAUUAAGGCAAGUCAUUAUUUUUUUACUUCCCUCCAUUCGAGCGACUUUACCUUGUGCGGAGAACGGCGGAGGAGGACCGGGCAGCCACGUCAACAGGAACCGACGACAGUGCGACACAAACCUGCUUCGGUUAGCGUCGUUAGCCACUCGGCACCGCAGGUAGACGUCGCCAUUAACGCCUUUUUAACCCAAACACUGGUUUUCAAGGCAAUAUAAACAUGGCCGCCUGGAGAAGACUCGGCUGCCAGAACCUCCUGGCGGCGUCCCUGCUCCUGUGCGCGAUUCAACUGGGCGUGGACGUCGGAGCGCGUCCGGCUAACAUGUCCGCCGCCAACAAAGACAAGAACACCGGCGGCAAGGACGACAACGAGAUCCUCCCACCGGGCCACUUGAACGGCGUGAAGUUGGAGCUGGACGGCCACCUCAACAAGGACUUCCACCAGGAGGUCUUCCUGGGCAAAGAGAUGGAGGAGUUUGAGGAGGACUCCGAGCCAAGGCGGAACAGGAAGAAGCUUAUUGAUAUCUUCACAAAGGUGGAUUUCAACAAGGACCGCAGUGUGAGCGCCAAGGAGAUGCAGCGCUGGAUUAUGGAGAAGACGGAGGAGCACUUCCAGGAGGCCAUGAAGGAGAAUAAGAACAGCUUCCAUGCCGUCGACCCGGACGGUGACGGUCACGUGACGUGGGAUGAAUACCGAAUCAAGUUCCUCGCCAGCAAAGGUCUGAACGAAAAGGAGGUUACAGAGAAAAUUAAGAACAAUGAGGACCUGAAACUGGAUGAAGAAACUCAGGAAGUUCUGGAGAGCCUGAAGGACCGCUGGUUUCAGGCCGACAACCCCCCUGGCGACCAGCUGCUGAACGAGCAGGAGUUCCUGUCCUUCCUGCACCCGGAACACAGCCGAGGAAUGCUCAAGUACAUGGUCAAAGAGAUUGUCCGCGACUUGGACCAAGACGGCGACCAGAAGCUGGCGCUCUCAGAGUUCAUCUCGCUGCCCAUGGGCACCGUGGAGAACCAGCAGGCCCAGGACAUGGACGACAACUGGGUCCGCGAGCGGAGGAAGGAGUUUGAGGACGUCAUCGACUCCGACCGCAACGGCAUCGUCACCAUGGAAGAACUGGAGGAGUACAUGGACCCGAUGAACGAGCACAACGCUCUGAACGAAGCCAAGCAGAUGAUCGCCGUGGCCGAUGAGAACCAGAACCACACCCUGGAACUGGACGAGAUCCUCAAAUACAGCGAGUACUUCACGGGCAGCAAGUUGAUGGACUACGCCAGGAACGUCCACGAGGAAUUCUGAACCCAAAAGUCCCUGUUUGAUAACUGCUUUCAGAGCCGGCCCGUAGGACGUGCAGGCGGCGCCGGCCUUCCCGUUGAAUGUGUCGAUUAGCGUGCUUAAUGUGUUGGCAGUACGUGUAUUUGAGACUUAAUGAGACUCCAAGUGUACAGUGUAAAUAUUCAAACUUACUCACAUUCGGCAUCGCUUUUUAACAUCCACUAGGCACCGCCCACCUCUUCUUUCAAACGGCUUUCAAAACAAAAGACCAUGAAUGAAUAGCAUUGUUAUGACACAUGGUACACAUUAAAAGGCGGGGGACAGGAUGUGUACUCGGCAAAAUAAUCCAGUGCAGUCCAAACUUUUGACGGCGAAGCUAGAAGUCCUAGUUUGAAAAUUUGACUGUGGAAGUCGCUGUCUUGCGGGUCUACGACUAGGUACGUCAAAGUAGCCAAGCGUACAGAUGAAACAUUUUCAGCUAUACGUUUUUUUUCUCCAGCACUUUUCAGUCUCUAGCCCAACUUCGUCCUCCUCCUGCACCCGGCCACUUACUGUUAAAGACAACAGGUGAUUAGAUUAACACGCAACACAUGUGCAAUCUAAUCAUCUGCCAGCUGUGUCUCGCCGUCAGCACAUGCCACGCCCCCGUCCGACGGCGCUCUGUUUUCAGAACCAUGGACAGAGGCGGUGACCUUUAUUUCCUGCAAGCGCGCUGAUCACACUCCCUUUCCACUUUGAGAUUGGUCAAGAAUGUUAUCGUACAAAAAGUUGUCCCUAAGAAAACCGAGCUACAGUAUGACAGUAUUUUUUAUUUUUUGUUUAAAAAUAUUUAUGUUGAAAUAGCUUCUAGAACAGGUUGUCAAAAGUGCGACCCCCAGCUAAUUAUUUUCUAGAGAAAUAUCUCUCUAAAAAGUGAAAUAAAAUAGCAUACGUAACGAGAAAAAUUAACAAUGUUGCCUUUUAUAACACAAAGCUGCCAUGCAGGCUGUUUUUUUUCUUUAAAAGUCAUUGCUCAAAAAAAUGAUAAGGAAUCAAAAUCAAUGUUGCAAUGAAUUAUUGCUCUAUUGAAGGCUCCAAUUAAUUCAUAUCAAAAGUUACACUUGGAAAUAGUUUUGGAGAAAAAUAUUGCGUAUUUUGUGUUUUUGCCAUUUAAAAAGGGUUUUAAUCAACUAGAUUGAUCGAGAUUGCAGCAUCAAUAAAAUUAUCUUAUUUAAAAAAAUAUAUUUAUAUUUAUAUGAAAUUUAUAUAUAUAUAUAUAUAUAUAUAUAUAUAUAUAUAUCCAUACACAUAUAAAUAUACACACAUACAUAUGUGUGUAUACGUGUAUGUAUGUAUAUAUAUAUGUAUGUAUAUAUAUGUAUGUGUGUGUAUAUAUAUAUAUAGUAUAUGUAUGUAUAUAUAUCCAUAUAUAUGUAUAUAUGUAUGUGUAAUAUAUAUUCAUAUACAUAUGUAUGUAUUUAUGUAUGUAUAUAUACAUAUUUAUGUAUAUAUAUAUAUAUAUAUGUUUACAUGUAUAUGUAUGUAUAUAUAUCUGUACAUAUAUAUAUACAUACAUGUAUGUAUGUGUGUGUGUAUGUAUAUAUAUAAAGAACAUUUUUUAAUUUGUUUGUUGAUAAUUUUCAUUUUAAAAAAUGUGCUGCUUCCAUUAAAAACAUUUUGGGCACCCCUGUUCUAAAAGUUUUUUUUUUUGACUGGAACUUCCUACAAAAGCUAAGCAGUUUUACAUUUUUGCAUUUCCUUCCCCUACUGUAGCCCAAAUGAAGCGAAACGCGACCAUCAACCUGAGCUACGACAGAUGAGUAAUAUAUUUAUACGAUCCGCAGGGUUAAUGAGGCUGCGAAGAAUCUUCACCAUUUUUGAAUGCAUGUACAGUAUAUUAAAAAAAAGUUUUAUUGUAGUGUGAGAAAAAGCACUUGACAGCUUUUCAUUGUCACAGAUGCACUGCCGAAUAAAUAAUUCCUACCAAUAAAA
Nerophis ophidion (straightnose pipefish) is the source of this 3424-nucleotide messenger RNA. It is a transcript of the gene sdf4, whose product is annotated as stromal cell derived factor 4. The record is from RefSeq and is a predicted model, not a curated record. Gene Ontology annotation, molecular function: calcium ion binding. Gene Ontology annotation, cellular component: endoplasmic reticulum. Gene Ontology annotation, biological process: calcium-ion regulated exocytosis. Lineage: Eukaryota; Metazoa; Chordata; Actinopteri; Syngnathiformes; Syngnathidae. Bases 401 to 1477 code for a protein of 358 amino acids. The transcript is spliced from 7 exons.